GACUUGUUUGCACUGGGCAUGUAAACGGAACCACGCUCCGGUGGUGGCUUACCUGCUGCACGCUGGUGCUGACAAGGAGAUCCUCACAAAGAAAGGAGAAAGGCCAGCCCAGUUAACAUCAAAGAGAGAGAUAAGGAAGAUGCUGGGAGUGGAAGAUGAUGAACUGCCAGACUUCAAGAAAGAGUCAGAUCUGCCAAUCAUCCCUAAUUAUUUGGCUAACCCACCUUUCCCUUACGUUUAUAACACCAUGAAUAACAGUAUUCCAGAUCCCUCCAUGAAUGGGAGUAUCUCACACUUAGAACCACGAGAUACCGACUCUGCUUCCUUACCUGAUGUGGAGACUUACGCGCGUGCACCGCUACACCAUGGGAAUGCUGCUCCUGAGGUGGCUCAUACUGCAGGCACACCAUCACUGCCCCGCGGGGGUACUGUACCUCCACACACAAAACCUGUACUUCAGAGAGCUCCAGUUUACCAGGGAUCUGUGUCUUGGAGCAGAAGUGCCCCUUCGCCUGCUGGAUCAAAUCAGUCUGUGCCUCAGCAAGAGAAUGGCUCCUGUAUGGGAGCCAGCGUGCCAGCGUUUCAGCCUGUUUUCUUCACUGGAGCUUUCCCACUUAAUAUGCAAGAACUGGUGCUUAAAGUUAGAAUACAAAACCCUAAUCUCAGAGAAAAUGACUUCAUUGAAAUUGAGCUGGACAGGCAAGAACUGACCUAUAAGGAAUUGCUCCGAGUGAGUUGCCGUGAGCUGGGUGUUAACCCUGAGCAUGUACAGAAGAUCAGAAAAUUACCAAAUACAAUGUUAAGAAAGGACAAAGAUGUGGCAAGGCUACAGGAUUUCCAAGAACUGGAGCUUGUUCUAACAGUAAGCGACAAAAACUUACUUUUCAGAGUCCCAACACUUUCUGAACGGAGUGGUUAUAACAAGAAGGCAUCAGAACUUACAUAUUAAUUGUUUAAAGAAUAAAACAGAAGAUUUGUAGCUCUCAUUUUAAAAUUACGUUUGAAAUACAGUCACUAUAAGGGCUAAUCAUGUAAAAAGAUCUAUUUUGUUAACCAUGAAGUAAGUUGUUAUGCA
Molecule: messenger RNA, 1075 nt
Organism: Nestor notabilis (Kea)
Lineage: Eukaryota; Metazoa; Chordata; Aves; Psittaciformes; Psittacidae
Product: ankyrin repeat domain-containing protein 40-like
Exons: 4
Molecular function (GO): protein binding
Source: RefSeq, a predicted model, not a curated record